Prunus avium (sweet cherry) is the source of this 3628-nucleotide messenger RNA. NCBI's taxonomy places the organism in Eukaryota, Viridiplantae, Streptophyta, Magnoliopsida, Rosales, Rosaceae. The record is from RefSeq and is a predicted model, not a curated record.
AUGAGUGGAGGAGAGGGCGAAAAUCGAGGCGAGGUGGUUACGGCUCGUUACGCAGCCAAGGAAAUCAACGGCGGGGUGGUUACCGAUCAUUUGCACGAGGCUUUAGUCCGUAAGGGAAUCCGGACCUUCAUUGAUGGAGAGCUUGUAAGAGGAGAAGAAAUAUCGCCAGCCCUUGUCAAAGCAAUUGAAGAAUCAAGAAUUUCUCUCAUUGUAUUCUCUGAAAACUAUGCAUCUUCGAGGUGGUGCUUGGAUGAACUUGUCAAGAUCCUUCAAUGUAAACAAUCAAACCAACAAAUAGUUUUGCCCAUUUUUUACAAGGUGGAUCCGUCGGAUGUGGGAAACCAAACAAAUAGAUUUGGAGAUGCAUUUAAAGGCCUUAUUGAAAGGAAAUUCAAGAAUGACAAGGAGAAAGUGCUCAUAUGGAGGAAAGCUCUUAAAAAAGCAGCAAAAUUGUCCGGUUAUCCUCUCAAGGAUGGAGAGUAUGAAGCUACAUUUAUCAACAACAUCGUUGAUGAAAUCUUAAGCAAAGUACUGGGCCGCACAUAUUUGAAUGUGGCCAAGUACCCAGUUGGAAUUCGGUCUCAUGUACAAGAUGUGAAAAAGCUUUUAGAUGUUGGUGGGAAUGGUCGUCGCAUGGUUGGGAUAUGGGGGACAUCUGGAAUAGGGAAGACAACAAUUGCAAAAGCUAUAUGGAAUGAAAUUGCCCAUAAGUUUGAAGGAAGUUGUUUCUUGCCAAAUGUUAGAGAAGGAAGCUUAGUCCAGCUCCAGGAGACUCUUCUUGAUAAGCUUCUAGGCAAAAAUUUGAAAAUUGGCAAUGUUGAUGAAGGAAUCGGUGUUAUAACAGAACGGCUGGGGCAUAAAAAGAUUCUAUUAAUUCUUGACGAUGUGGACCAAUUGGAGCAGUUAGAAAACUUGGCUGGAGAUGGUUGGUUUGGUGAGGGUAGUAGAGUCAUCAUAACUACAAAAGAUAGGGGAUUGCUAGACAACCGUGAAAUUGAGUUGAUAUACAAGGUGAAGAAGUUAUAUUACAACCAAGCUCUUGAGCUUUUGAGUUGGCAUGCAUUUGGAAGAAGUGAACCUCCAGAAGAUUAUUUGGAACUCGCACAACGUGCAAUAGCUUUUGCUGAUGGCCUUCCACUAGCCCUAGCAAUUUUAGGUUCUCAUCUUCGUAAUAGAGGAAUACGACGUUGGCAAGUUAUAUUAGAUGAUUACAAAGGAGAACCUUAUACACAUAUUGAAAGAAUACUUCAAAAAAGUUAUGAUGCCUUGGAUGUUCACGCAAAAGAAGUUUUUCUCGACAUUGCAUGUUUCUUCAAGGGUGAAAAGAAGAACUAUGUGCUACAAAUAGUCCCCCAAAAUUGCAUUGAGGUACUCCUUGAUAAGGCAAUGAUAACUAUUGACUAUUGGGACAAUAGGAUUUUAAUGCACGACUUGCUAGCAAACUUGGGCAAGGAUAUAGUUCACAAAGAAUCCCCCAAUGAUCCUGGCAAGCGUAGUAGAUUGUGGUUUUACAAGGAUGUCAAGCUAGUUCUAACGGAAAAUACAGGAACAAGAAAUAUUAAAGGCAUCAUGGUGAAGCUUCCAGAACCAGCUGAGAUAACCUUGAAUCCAGAAUGCUUCCGUAAUAUGUUACAAUCUUUGCCACCCAAUUUUCUUGGAGAGCGUCUUGUUGUGUUCAAUAUGCCUCGCAGUCGUAUCAGACAAUUGGAGGGAUUUAAGCAUUUGCCAAACCUGACAUCUUUGAAUAUGAGGGGUUGUCAAUUCUUAGAAAAAAUCCCAGACUUAUCCGGAAUCCCAAACAUAGAGUACUUGAUUCUAAGUGACUGUACACGUUUGGUUCAGAUUGAUGAUUCUAUUGGACUCCUUGAUAAACUUGUUGUAUUAUGUCUCGAUGGAUGCGUUAAGCUUACGAGGUUUGGAACAAGACUUAGAUUGAAAUCUCUUAGAGAACUUGAUCUUUCAAAUUGCAAAAGGCUUGAGAGUUUCCCAGAAAUAGAAGUCGAGAUGGAAUCACUACGGAGAUUGGAUAUGCAAGAAAGUGGCAUAAGAGAAUUGCCUCUAUCAAUUUCAUAUCUUACUGGACUUGAAGUUUUGAAUCUUCGUGGGUGCUUCAAUCUUACUGGACUUGAAUUACGGCUGCUUUAUUGCUCGUCCACAGUACUAGUAGUUCAUCUAGCUGGAAUCAAUUUUUUCACGCUUCCGGGAAAAUUUGUGAGCUUGCACGUGCUUUACUUGAGUGAUUGCAGGGGUCUUCUAGAAAUUUCACAAAAACUGCUUUCACCAAGAGUAAGUAUUGUAAACCUGGAUAACUGCACAUCAUUGGAGAAAAUUCCAAAACUGCCACUAUCAUCGGUGGUUGAGGAUAGGGAACUGAGUUUGACCAAUUGCGCUAGACUACAUGGCUAUGACAUCACAGAAAAUAUGUUUCUGGAUCAGGUAUCUUCUCAUCCGCAAUCUGAAUUUUCAAUUACUCUUCCAGGCGAUGAAGUACCAAAGUGGUUCAGCUGUUGUAAAGAUGCAACACUAGUUCAAGACGAAUUUAUUUCAGCUCGAUGUGAAGUUUGUUUUGAAAUUCCUCCAAAUUUAGAUUGGGAGACGUUAAGAUUGGUUCUAUGUGUUGUUAUUAAAGGAAACUCAGACGUUAAGAAAGGAAAGUUAUUUGGUGAUAGAAAAAUGGUCCAACUUGACGCAUAUGUUCAUAUUGAUAGAAAAAUGGUCCAAUUGACGGGUAUGUUCCCAAAGGAAACUCAUGUGGCUUUUGAGUGUAUUCCAUUAUUGAAUCUGAGCAAGGUACGAACUCAUGAGCAUCACUCUAUUCCAUUACGUGUGGGGGAAGAACUGACGCAGUUGCAGCAGGGUAAUAUGUGUCAAAUUAUAUUUGAGUUCUAUGGGAUGCCCACACCCGUUAAAAUCCUCUGCGGGGUCCACCUAUUAGGCCACCAAGUUGCUGAUGUCACAGUUGAUAGUGGGCAAAGGCAGUGGUUGUUGCCUGAUGCGAUGGCAGUGGACGAUGAUAUUCAUGAUGAUCAACACCAAGACUACGAAUUGCUUUCCUUGCCUUCAGCAUCAGAGACUAGUCUUGGCAAGAGGCCUCGAUUAUCAGAUUUCAUGGCACUUGAUGAUGAUCAUCGUGCUAACGUCGUCGACGUUGGUGAUCAUGAAGCUCAAAGAGGAGAGGCGGAUCACCCAAAGAGGAGGCACACUGAUCUUAACGAGGAGCCAAAGCAAUGAAGUUCCAAAGUAGUUUAUGUAAGCCCUAGGUUCAGCUGUCGAUACGAACCAAAUUUCCAGGCAAUGGUCUGGUAAUCAAGAGGUGUGUUGAGGAGCCAGCAGUUUCUGAGAUUCCAUUCUAAGUUGCAUAAGGCAAUACCUUUCUUCUCAAUUGAUGCAUCCAGCAUUUAUCCGCAGAUGAACAAAACUGGUUGCAAGCUGGAUUUAUCUAAUGCUUUCAUUCCACACAUGUACUUUGUCUAUUGAAUUCAUAAUUUCCAAUCAAGUUAAAUCAGACAUUAACUGUAAACAUGCAUCCAAAUAUGCCCAACUUAUUUUUGUUGAAAGAUUGUCUCAUUGUACUAGUGAUGUUGCUGGUAUUUUUGUUCAAGAUUUUUUGAUAAUCCUGCAACAAGGA